GCAGUGACGGACCGCAGCGGAGCGGCACAGAAUGAUCCAGCGAGGAGGGGACACAGUGAGACACACAGGGAGCAGCAGGAGGAGGAACCGACAACACAACAACAACACCGAGCGGUACCGUCGUGACAGCAGCUCGGAAACACUCGAGAGGACGGCGUUUUCCUCCCAUGAGUUUUUAGAGACAGCUCCAUUGCUCUUGUCGUAGGCAGUCCGUCGUCACCAUGACAGCGGAGGAAACCAUAAACGUGAAGGAGGUGGAGAUCAUCAAGGUGAUCUUGGACUUUCUCAACUCCAGGAAGUUGCACAUCAGCAUGCUGGCUCUGGAAAAGGAGAGCGGCGUCAUCAAUGGCCUCUACUCUGACGACAUGCUCUUCCUCAGGCAACUGGUUCUCGAUGGCCAGUGGGAUGAGGUGUUGCAGUUCAUUCAGCCUUUGGAGUGCAUGGACAAGUUUGACAGGAAAAGGUUUCGAUACAUCGUCCUCAAGCAGAAGUUCCUGGAGGCCCUGUGUGUCAAUAACGCCAUGUCUGCGGAAGACGAGCCGCAGCACUUGGAGUUCACCAUGCAGGAAGCAGUCAAGUGUCUCCAUGCCCUGGAGGAGUUCUGUCCCUCUAAAGACGACUACAGCAAACUGUGUCUGCUCCUCACACUGCCCCGCCUCACAAACCAUGCAGAGUUCAAGGACUGGAACCCGAGCACGGCCAGGGUGCAGUGUUUUGAGGAGGCGUGCACCAUGGUGGCAGAGUUCAUCCCUGCAGACAGGAAGCUCAGCGAGGCUGGAUUCAAGGCCAGCGGCGACAGACUCUUUCAGCUGCUUCUCAAGGGAGUGCUCUAUGAGUGCUGUGUGGAGUUCUGUCAGAGCAAGGCGACAGGUGAGGAGAUCACGGAGGGCGAGAUCCUCCUGGGGGUCGACAUGCUGUGCGGGAACGGCUGCGACGACCUGGACUUGUCUCUGCUCUCCUGGAUGCAGAACCUGUCCCACAGCGUCUUCUCCUGCGCCUUCGAACAGAAGCAGCUCAACAUCCACGUGGACCGCCUGGUGAAGCCCGCCAAGGCCGGCUACGCCGACCUCCUCACGCCGCUCAUCAGCAAGCUCUCGCCGUACCCCUCCUCCCCGCUCCGCCGCCCGCAGUCGGCCGAUACGUACAUGUCGCGCUCCUUGAACCCAGCGUUGGACGGGUUGUCGUACGGGCUGUCCGGGCAGGACAAGAGAGCGAGCGGCGGGGAGAUGCCGCCGGGGAAAGGGGUCUCUCCCAUGUCCCACUCGUUCGCCAACUUCCACUACCCUGGAGCGGGGGGCCAGAGCCUGAGCCGGAGCCUGAUGAUGGAGAGCUCCGACUGCCACAGCAUCUUUGAGGAAUCCCCAGAAACGUCAAGGACAGAAACACCUGUGGACAAGAUGAUGAGCUCAGGUGGAGCCCAGAACAUGCGUCCUGCCUCGGCUCCAGGCGAGGACGCGCCAGCAGCCGGUACAGCUGACAGGAACGAGCUCCGUGACUCGACAGAGAAGUAUGAGGAGUUUUACCGCCAGCGCCUCCGUGUGCAGCAGCAUCUGGAGCAGAAGCAGCAGCAGAGGCAGAUGUACCAGCAGAUGCUGCUGGAGGGAGGGGUCCAGCAGGAGCCCCCGCCCAGCGACAUGCAACACAGCCUCACAGAAAAGUUCCUCAACAGGUCCAUCCAGAAGCUGGAAGAGCUCAACGUGGGGAUGGAGAACUUAGGAGAGGAGGUGAAGUCUCUGGCGCAGCAGUGCAAUGGCAACGGGAACACGCCCGCCACCGAGGACAACAAUAACCCUCCAUCUGUGACCCCGGAGCAGAGCCGGACCCCAAAGGGAGGGGUGCUGUCUAGCACCCCGCAGCGCACCGUCGGGGGCCGCACGGUCCCACCCCCAAAUGAAUCUCCUGUCGUCUCUCAGAGCGGGCAGAAACCAAAAGGAGGUCAGCAGGACGACUCUCCGGGUUCUUUAUCCCGAAGUAAAGAGGGUGAAAAAACAAAAAGCCUGUUUGUGCCGGUUCAUUCUUUGGAAGAUACUCAGGCUAUUCGGGCCGUUGCCUUUCACCCGUCUGGAGCUCUGUAUGCUGUGGGAUCGAACUCCAAAACCCUACGAGUGUGCGCUUACCCAGAAACACUGGACACGAGCGGCUCAGCUCCAGUGAAGCAGCCGGUCGUUCGCUUCAAGAGGAACAAACACCACAAAGGGUCCAUCUACUGCGUGGCCUGGAGUCACUGUGGGCAGCUGCUGGCCACAGGCUCCAAUGACAAAUACGUCAAAGUCCUGCCUUUCAGCGCAGAGACGUGCAACGCCACAGGCCCAGACCUGGAGUUCAGCAUGCACGACGGCACCAUCAGAGACCUGGCCUUCAUGGAGGGUCCGGAAAGCGGGGGAGCCAUCUUGAUCAGCGCCGGAGCAGGAGACUGUAACAUCUACACCACAGACUGUCAGAGGGGACAGGGUCUGCAUGCCCUCAGUGGACACACAGGUCAUAUUCUGUCUCUGUAUACAUGGGGAGGGUGGAUGAUUGCCUCCGGCUCUCAAGACAAGACGGUGCGUUUCUGGGACCUCAGGGUACCCAGCUGUGUUCGAGUAGUGGGAACUGCUUUCCAUGGCUCAGGCAGUCCCGUUGCCUCGGUGGCAGUCGAUCCGAGCGGUCGUCUCCUAGCAACAGGACAGGAAGACAGUGCAUGCAUGCUGUAUGACAUCAGAGGAGGACGCAUCGUCCAGGUGUACCGGCCGCACACCAGCGACGUCCGGUCCGUUAGGUUUUCCCCUGGAGCGCACUACCUUCUCACUGGUUCCUAUGACACAAAGGUCAUGGUCAGCAACCUCCAAGGUGACCUGACCAAACCGUUGCCUCUGACCGUGGUGGGAGAGCACGGCGACAAGGUGAUUCAGUGUCGGUGGCACACGGAAGACCUGUCCUUCCUCUCGUCCUCUGCCGACCGCACUGUCACUCUGUGGACACACAAUCCUUAACACACACGCACACACAAACCAGCAGGCGAUAUAAUCUAAAAGACACACAUUCCCCUACAACGACACUUCUCCUCCUGCAUCAUAAACACCGCCGCACCCUUUCAGCACACUUCGAUCUGAAAAACACGCGCAGGUACACAAACGGGUGAACGAGGCGUCGCUCCUGUCUGUCCAAACCAAAUGGAUACAAACUCUGGACACGUUAAAAGCACACACACGCUGCAUGUUCUGCUUUCUUUUCUGAUCCUACACGUUCAUCCCCCUUUGAUCGAGGUGUACACAUCCAAGAUUAUUCACCCCCUAGUCCACGUGGUGUCACCCAACAUUUUCACUCCCUACACACACAAACACACACACACACACACACACACACCAGUCAGUUGCUGCAUGUCCUUUAUACUGGGGAGUUGUAGACAGGAGUGCUUAGUUCAUGAUGGUGCCUUCCUUGAGUUCUCAGUUUCCAUGAUGACGAUGAUGAUAUGGUCAUUUUUCAAGAUCAAAUUUUGUUAUUUUGAGAAGUCAUACAUUCCAUUUUUUUUUUCUUUUAGCGUAUCAUUUUCUAACAGCCAGUGUAAUGCUGCUAUCGUUAAACAAAAGUCGCCGUAACGUGUAAUUUUUCAGUGUCGGUAGUGAGCUUCUCCUGUCUGAAGGCUGGAUCCGUGGACGUUCUACGUUGUCGAUCAGCCGUCUGUGGGAUGCCUGAUGUUACUGUAUCUACUGCAUUACUACAACUGAAAAUGUAUAAUAUUAGCUAGUGCAUUUAUUUUAAAUUUGAAAUCAGUGUUUGUUUUUUUUUGUGCUGAAGCUGUUCCGGUGUCUUGCAGUGGCUUGCUUGCAAUAGAAGGUCGUUAUUGUGUGUGCAUCAAAGGGAAAUACAACCUGUCCUUUUUCGGCUGCUUACGUUCUAGUUGGGACGAGUUUUAAAAGCUUUUGGUUUGUCUCCUGCUGUAUUAGUGGAAUAACAGUAGGGGGCAGUCUUCGGCCAUAACAAAGGUCUAACCAUAUGCACGAGGAUGGUGUUUUGGUAUUUAUUUAGAACCAGUAUUUGGGGCAUUGUAUUAUUUUACAUGCGCACUUUCUUUUAACAUUUGUCUUCUAAUAUUGAUUUACUGACAGAGAUGCACAUUUAAGUUUUAUCUUCAUGUAUAGUGUAUAUUGUUUUAACAAAUAAGGCCAAACUAAUACGUACAUAGAUGUAUUUAUUUCAUUUGUGUUAAUGUAUGUACAGAUUUGUUUUUGAAAUGCUAGUGGCUCUCGUAUGAAGCCUUUCUAAUUGUUUUUAAAAGUGACUUUAAAUUAAUUCAAGCUAACUGAAGUCUGAUUGCUGGUACGUUCAAUAAAGUGUCUUUUACACAAA
This is a messenger RNA of Mugil cephalus (flathead mullet), 4329 nucleotides long. RefSeq names its product WD repeat domain 47a (gene wdr47a). Bases 222 to 2972 code for a protein of 916 amino acids. The transcript is spliced from 17 exons. NCBI's taxonomy places the organism in Eukaryota, Metazoa, Chordata, Actinopteri, Mugiliformes, Mugilidae. The record is from RefSeq and is a predicted model, not a curated record. Gene Ontology annotation, molecular function: protein binding.